Molecule: messenger RNA, 2931 nt
Organism: Pieris macdunnoughi
Lineage: Eukaryota; Metazoa; Arthropoda; Insecta; Lepidoptera; Pieridae
Source: the annotation of a GenBank genome assembly
AUGGAUGGUGAACUGUACGAUGAGUUCGGCAACUAUAUCGGCCCGGACUUAGAAUCUGACUCAGAAGAUGAGCAGAGUGUAUAUGGGGGUGAUAAUCGGGAGGCAGAUGAUGAGGCUAUGGAGGAAGACGAGGAUGCUGAUGCAGAGCCUGAAGUGGCGCCUAUGUCUGUCGUCCUUCAUGAGGACAAACGCUACUAUCCACAAGCCAUUGAAGUAUAUGGUCCAGAUGUUGAAACAGUUGUUCAAGAAGAAGACACCCAAGCCCUGGACAAGCCACUGAUUGAGCCAGUUAAACAUAAAAAGUUUCAACUCCAAGAGCAACAGUUGCCACACACUGUAUAUGAUAUGGAGUAUUUGGCUGAUAUGCUUGAUAAUACAAAUUUAAUGAGAAAUAUCACCCUGAUGGGACAUUUACAUAAUGGAAAAACGUCAUUUGUUGACUGUUUAAUGCGUCAAACACACCCUGACACAAUUAAUAAUGAUACAACCAUACCAAUGAGAUAUACAGACACUCUGUUUGUGGAGCAGGAAAGGGGGGUGUCCAUAAAAUCAAUGCCUGUGACACUCCUUUUAAAGGACAUAAAGGGAAAAUCCCAUUUGCUGAAUAUCAUGGAUACCCCAGGACAUGUUAAUUUUAGUGACGAAGUAACUGCGGCUUUAAGAAUUUCUGAUGGUGCCAUUCUAUUUGUUGAUGCUGCUGAAGGCAUAAUGCUAAAUACUGAACGAUUACUCCGUCAUGCGGUACAAGAACGAGUUCCACUUACGAUUUGUAUCAACAAAAUUGACAGAUUGAUUUUGGAACUCAAACUUCCCCCAGCAGAUGCUUAUUAUAAAUUGAGACAUAUUAUUGACGAGCUGAACUCAGUUUGUGAAACCACUCACUCGCAAGAUAAUCCUGAUGAACCUGUGACUGUCUUUUCGCCUUUGUUGGGAAACGUCUGCUUUGCAUCUUCACUCUACGAUGUCUGUUUUACAUUGGAGUCAUUUGCCGCAAUGUAUGCUAAUACACAUAGUUCAAGUGGCCUAAGAGCUUCAGAUAUGGCAGCUUGGCUAUGGGGAGAUGUUUACUUUAAUGCCAAAACAAGGCGGUUCAGCAAGAAACAACCACACUCUUCUGCACAGAGAAGUUUUGUGGAAUUUAUUUUGGAGCCAUUGUAUAAAAUAUUCGCACAGGUGGUAGGAGAUGUAGACACCACGCUACCAGAUGUAUUAGCGGAGUUAGGUAUCAAAUUGACCAAGCAAGAGUCCAAAUUAAAUGUGCGUCCAUUAUUGCGACUUGUAUGCAGUCGGUUCUUUGGUGAUUUUUGCGGCUUCGUGGAUAUGGUGACCCGCCAUGUGCCGUCCCCGUUGGACGCUGCCCCGCGUAAAGUGGCUCACUGUUAUCGUGGCGCUUCUGGUCCGUUAUACGAUGACAUGCUCAAUUGUGAUCAGUCAGGUCGACUCGUCGCUCAUACGACUAAGAUGUAUCCGACUGAUGAUUGCACAUUCUUUUUGGUACUUGCCAGAAUAAUGUCUGGCACGUUAUACGCGGGGCAGACGGUCCGGGUGUUAGGUGAAAACUACAGUACACAAGAUGAAGAAGAUUCUAGGAUGAUGAACGUUGGACGGCUUUGGAUUUUUGAAGCCAGAUAUAAGGUAGAACUAAACAGAGUACCUGCAGGAUGCUGGGCGCUCAUCGAAGGUAUCGACCAGCCCAUAGUGAAGACGUGUACCCUUGUCUCAGCUGACGAGGAGGAGGAACUUCAUACCUUCAGACCCUUGAGGUUCAACACUCAAGCCAUUGUUAAAAUAGCUGUGGAACCUGUCAACCCUUCGGAGCUGCCGAAGAUGCUUGAUGGGUUGAGGAAAGUAAACAAAUCUUACCCAGUACUUUCAACAAGAGUGGAAGAAAGCGGUGAACAUGUUAUAUUGGGAACAGGCGAACUAUAUCUGGACUGUGUAAUGCAUGAUCUCAGGAAUAUGUACUCGGAGAUUGAUAUUAAAGUGGCUGAUCCGGUGGUAUCAUUCUGUGAGACGGUAGUGGAAACAUCUUCCCUCAAAUGUUUCGCGGAGACACCGAAUAAGAGAAACAAAUUGACAAUGAUAGCUGAACCUUUGGAACGAGGAUUAGCUGAAGACAUCGAGGCUGGAGCUGUUUGUGUCACAUGGGACAGGAAGAGAUUGGGAGAGUUCUUCCAGACAAAAUACGACUGGGACUUGCUAGCCGCUCGAUCAAUUUGGGCGUUCGGACCAGAUUCGACGGGUCCAAAUAUAUUGGUCGAUGAUACGCUACCCUCAGAGGUUGACAAGCAUUUGCUCGCCUCCGUCAAGGAUAGUAUUGUUCAAGGUUUCCAAUGGGGUACCAGGGAAGGUCCAUUAUGUGAAGAGCCGAUACGAAAUGUGAAAUUUAAAAUUUUGGACGCGGUGAUCGCCCAAGAGCCCUUACAUCGUGGUGGAGGACAGAUAAUACCUACAGCUAGACGGGUGGCAUAUUCGGCUUUCUUAAUGGCAACACCGCGUUUGAUGGAGCCCUAUUUGUUUGUGGAAGUGCAAGCACCAGCUGAUUGUGUGUCGGCGGUUUACACAGUUCUAGCUAAACGGAGAGGUCAUGUAACUCAAGAUGCACCGGUGCCUGGUUCUCCUUUAUAUACAAUCAAGGCAUUUGUGCCAGCCAUAGAUUCGUUCGGCUUUGAGACCGAUUUACGAACUCACACGCAGGGACAGGCCUUCUGCCUUCAAGUGUUCCAUCACUGGCAGAUUGUGCCUGGAGAUCCCUUGGAUAAGAGUAUAAUUAUACGGCCCUUAGAGCCCCAGCCAGCAACUCACUUGGCUCGUGAAUUCAUGAUAAAGACACGUAGACGUAAGGGGCUUAGUGAAGAUGUCUCUAUUAACAAGUUCUUCGACGAUCCUAUGUUGUUGGAGCUUGCUCGACAAGAUGUCCAGUUUAAUUAA